Messenger RNA from Exophiala spinifera, 2208 nucleotides. RefSeq lists its product as uncharacterized. Gene Ontology annotation, molecular function: DNA-binding transcription factor activity, RNA polymerase II-specific; zinc ion binding. Bases 1 to 2208 code for a protein of 735 amino acids. Gene Ontology annotation, biological process: regulation of DNA-templated transcription. The transcript has 3 exons. The record is from RefSeq and is a predicted model, not a curated record. NCBI's taxonomy places the organism in Eukaryota, Fungi, Ascomycota, Eurotiomycetes, Chaetothyriales, Herpotrichiellaceae.
AUGCCCCCUGCGCGGCAGCCCAAGGUGCGGUCGCGAACCUUCACCUCCUGUCUUGAGUGUAGACGAAGAAAGGUAAAAUGCGACCUGAGUGAGCCGAGUUGCAACAAUUGUCUCCGGCUGGGUUUGACAUGCCCUGGCUUCUCCAUCCAGCUACACUGGUUGCCCAAAUGGCAAUCUGGAGCAUACGACAAGGCCAAGGGAGCGGCUGGUGGUGACGAGAUCCGCCGGGCUCGGACGGAUAUCUUUGGUACUCGCUCCGGACUUCAGUUCUCUGAGGACCUGAUUCAGCAACUCUCGGAGUCAAGUCGAUCUGCACAGGUGGACGAAGCGCUCGAGACUUUGGAAACUCGUGUCAGAGAAUCAGCAGUCGGCCUUGAUCGUCAACAGCACUGGCAGAUGUUCGAAGGGCCGUUCUCUGUCUUCUGUCCACCUCUGUCCAUGGAGACUCUCGCCGUAAAAAGGCCUAAGCUGGCCACACCUCGUUUACCCAACAAUGACUCCAGUGCUACUUUAUGGCUCUCGAACGAUGACUGGUUCUCAGCAGUGCCAGACGAAGUCUUUCCGAAUGAUGCACUGACAGCCGAUUUGCUUGACUUCGACCUUGGAGACGCACUUUCAAGCAUCGAAAAAUCUUCGUCCCUUGACUUUGAGCACGCUUUUCAAUCUGGGUCCUACGGCGACCGCUCUUCUGAGGACAAGCCACAAUACAUUGAAAAUGCCGUGGACAAGUUCUUCGCGUCUAACGCACCAGGUGCACUGAGCAGCUUUUACGGACAUCCCUCUGCCACAUCAUUGCCCAAUGGCUCCCCAUAUCUGCCUCACAACGUGCGCUUUUUGUUGUCGCACUACACCAGCCAUGUCAUCGACUCCCUGUCGCUUCUGCCCACUAAUCAGGCGCCGUAUCGCGGAAUCCAUAUGCCAUAUGCGUUGACUGCGUAUGGCGAACUCGACAUCAUGGGCCAGUCGGGUUUCGCGCGGGUAUCCCUCUUGUACAGUCUGCUGUCCCUAACCUGUUAUCACUUGAGCUCCCUUUAUGAGCCGAGUUCAGGUGGACAUCGACCUGAAGGAUCCCAUCCCAACCCUUCGAACUCACGAUACUGGAGUUCUCAAGGACUCAAGUUUCGCGACAUAGCUCGCACCUCGUUCCGCAAAUGUCUUCAAGCCAUGGUCUCGGACCCUUCCUUCAAAGUCAAGUACAAGGAAUUGUUCGUGGGUGCCAUGAGCCUCAUAUGUACCGGGAUCAUCAGCGGCGACCCAUGGGAUGCACGCUUCUUCAUUCUCCAAUGCGAAGACAUCGUCAACAGGAUCGGACGGACGAAACGAAGGUUCUCAGACAAGGCUCUCCAGCUACAUCGGAUUUUCUCGUACAUUCGAAUCAUCGAGCAGACGACUUUCGUGCAGACGAGAGAUCAGUAUCUGGACACGCUCGACAAGCAUGCCUUGUUCCCCGAGCACGUCGAGAUGGUCAAGCAGAUCCCACACGACACCUUUUCGCACUCGGCGACCGUGGCAAGAAAUCUGCAGACCAUGUCAGAUCUCGGCUUGACAGGGCCCGAAGAGGAGACCUUCUACGAACUGUACGGCAUCCCGGGCUCGCUGAUGCGGCUCAUCGCUCGCACGAACAACCUCAUCGCAGACAUCGACCCGCCCGAACUGCACGGCACCUCUCCACCGGCGAUGCCACCGUCAGUCGUCGAAGCGGCCGCCGCGCUCGAGAACGACAUUUGCAGAUUCCAGCUCCCGAAAACAGGGGACGCGGCGUCUUCGGGCCGGGGCACCGACCUGGCCACCACCGUAAACCCGUCAGAAAUCGUGCGCUCACAUAUCGGGACGGCCAUUCACCACGCGCUGCUGGUGUACUUCUUCCGCUUCGUCCGCGGCACCAACCCGAUCAUUCUUCAACACUACGUCGAGAGCAUCCUGAGCAACCUCGAGAGUCACCAGGCGAGCAAGCACCGCUUCUUCGUGGGCGCGCGGCUGGGAACGACCGUGUGGCCGAGCUUCAUAGCGGCCUGUGAGGCGCUGGGCGACGACCUGCGCCACCGUGCCGUGGUUUGCAUGAGGCACGCCACUUGGGCUGGGUUCAAGAAUGCCGAAGCCGCCGAAGUCGUGGCGCGUGAAGUCUGGAGGAGGCGCGAUGCGGGCGAGAACGACGUCUCGUGGAGCACUGUCCUCCGUGAGAGUCGGACUAUAUUGCUACUUACAUGA